Molecule: messenger RNA, 1120 nt
Organism: Nylanderia fulva
Lineage: Eukaryota; Metazoa; Arthropoda; Insecta; Hymenoptera; Formicidae
Product: TAR DNA-binding protein 43-like
Biological process (GO): regulation of gene expression
Cellular component (GO): chromatin; nucleoplasm
Molecular function (GO): RNA binding
Source: RefSeq, a predicted model, not a curated record
UCUCUUGACGAACGGUAUAUGUCUCGCAGCGAUUCUACCGGCGCCGGUGAUUGUGAGUAAUGUGCACUGAGGGAAUGAUUCAGCAAGUACCCUGCAAGGUAUUCGUCGGCCGCUGUACUGAAGACCUAACCGCUGAUGAUCUGCGAGACUAUUUCUCCAAAUUUGGCGAAGUCACGGACGUAUUCAUCCCGAAACCCUUCCGCGCGUUCUCGUUUGUCACUUUCCUAGAUCCCGAGGUCGCCCAGUCGCUGUGCGGCGAGGAUCACAUUAUCAAGGGCGUCUCGGUACACGUUUCGAACGCCGCGCCCAAGUCCGAGGGCAAUAAUAAGAACUUCAACAAUCAAGUGAACUCGAACAUGAGGGGUGGCAGGGGCGCGCCGGGACCCGUCGAUAAUAACGUCCAGGGCAAUUAUCAGGGUAAUCGUUACAUGGGUCAUUCGGGGAACAAUAUGGGUCCGAACGGUUGGAACAAUCCCGGGAAUCGUGGAAAUCUCGAUAUGCCAAAUCUCCAGGCCUUGGGUAUCACCGGCCAGAACAAUGGCGGCGGCGGUGGUGGCGGGAUGUCGAAUCCUCUGGCCAUGGGCGGUCUGAAUCUGUCCGCGUUGCCGGUCAAUCCGGCCCUGGUUGCCGCCGCUCUAAACCAGGCGUCCUGGGGUCUGAUCGGGAAUCUGCAGAAUCAGGGAAACGAUCAGGGUUAUUCGAAUCAGCCGGGUCCGCGUCAGCCGCCUUCCGGUAACAACAGCAUUGGUAACAGCGGUAACUCCGGCUUCCUCAGCUGGAUGAAUCAAGGCGGUGGUGACGGCAAUACCGGGAACCCCGGCACCGGCGGUCCCGGCCCGAAUAACCCGAAUGCGUCCCAGGGCGCCUGGCAGAAUCAUCCGGGUCAACGCGAUCAGAAGUCGAAUACCUUUCUCAAGUACGAGUAAAUUCAACCGGGGCCGUGGGUCUACUCGUAAAACCAAACGGAUCCUCCAUCCACGGGUCCCGACGCAAGAACCUUGAAUCUGACGAAGGCUACGGAAAAAAAGGAGGGAGAGGAGGGGACGGUCAGAACGGGGGUCGAGAGUACAAAAAAAAAACGCGCAUCGACCCCGAGUCAACAGGAAAUAAAAGGGAAAAA